AUGGUUUUAUAUUGUAAGUCAUUUCUAAUUUGGUGAUAACCGUUUUUAUUGAAUUUAGUAUAGCAACAAUAAAAACAUUAUUGUACAGUUUUCACUAUUUAGUAUGUGCUGCUUUACUGCCAGAAGAAACUGAGUUAAUAACAAAACUUCACAAUCAAUACCGAUUGGAAUUGGCACUUGGCCAUGUGAAAGUCAAAGGUUUUUCAAUUGUAUCAGCUCAAAAUCACUAUGCCCUGGUAAGUUAAGAACAAGUUAUUGUAAUGCAGAGCUAAGAUACUGUAGAAUGAGUUACUGUAAGAUAAAGGAGAAGGAAAGGGCUAGGACUCAGACUAAAACUAAAACAACUUCUAGGGCUAGGCCAAAGGUCAGGGCUAAGACCAUUGCUAUAACUAGAAGUAAGGGUGUCACUAUCGCUAGGACUAGGAUUAGUGAUGAGACUAGGGUUAAAGAUAGGACUAGAGCUUCAAAAAUUUAGCUUAAAAUUUCAGAAUUACAAUUUCAAAUUAGAACAAAUGGCUCAAGAACAUGCUAACAAAUGUGUUUUUAUGCGGUCGAGUCAGGAGAAGCGGCCGAAUAUUGGUGAAAACAUAUGUGUAUAUUCUACUGACAUCAUGUAUUACCGUGCAGGUAAAUUUUAUUCUUACUAUUAUAGGAUACGGUACUGUUGGGUAAGGCAGUAUAAGGUAGGGUAAAGUAGGGUAGGGUAGGGUAAGGUAGCGUAGGGUAAGAUAGGGUAGGGUAGGGUAGGGUAGGGUAGGGAAAGGUAGGGUAGAGCAAUGUAGAGUAAGAUAGGUUACGGUAAUAACCUUAAAAUUACAGAAGCAGUAAUAAAAGACUGUAUAUCAACAUGGUGGAAUAAGAUAAACUUUUGGAAUCCAAAAGAAAGGGUGUUUACCGUGAAACACUACGUAGACAACGUGGACCAGUUUACUGCGAUGGCAUGGGGAGCUGCUACAGCUAUUGGCUGCGGAAUUAGUAAAUGCGAUGACUACAGAGUAUUUUUUGUUUGUAAUUACGGCCCGAGGUAA
Messenger RNA from Bursaphelenchus okinawaensis, 1028 nucleotides. Lineage: Eukaryota; Metazoa; Nematoda; Chromadorea; Rhabditida; Aphelenchoididae. The record is from the annotation of a GenBank genome assembly.